This is a messenger RNA of Parnassius mnemosyne (clouded apollo), 321 nucleotides long. Lineage: Eukaryota; Metazoa; Arthropoda; Insecta; Lepidoptera; Papilionidae. The record is from the annotation of a GenBank genome assembly.
AUGGACGCACAGUUUGAAAAACUAGUAAAAAUGGGCAAAAACACUCUCGAUGGUCUAAUUCAAUGGAUGAAAGAUGCUAAGAUCAUUGACGGAAUCAAAGUAACGGAGGAGAAAGCACGGGAAGUGUUCUCCGAAACCACCGAUCCCAAGAACGUCAACUUGGACAAGUUCAAAGAGGCCUUGACUAAACUGGCUACGGACCAAAAGAAAACUGUGGAGGAGUUCACGAAGACGUUAGCAGAUGAAGGACCCAAAUUUGCAGAUGCACUGAAGGCUGGAGCUAGCGCUUUGAAAGAUUUUGAAAGAUAUCGAAAAAGUUAA